Molecule: messenger RNA, 3014 nt
Organism: Centropristis striata (black sea bass)
Lineage: Eukaryota; Metazoa; Chordata; Actinopteri; Perciformes; Serranidae
Product: von Willebrand factor C domain-containing protein 2-like
Exons: 5
Coding region: 1-798 (265 amino acids)
Biological process (GO): negative regulation of BMP signaling pathway
Cellular component (GO): AMPA glutamate receptor complex
Molecular function (GO): protein binding
Source: RefSeq, a predicted model, not a curated record
AUGGUUAGUGUCGGUGUCAUUGCGUGUAACCUGUCCACCAUGAGCCACCGGCACCGCGCGCUCUGCUGCCUCUCCACCGCGCUCAUCCUGUUGCUGCUGCCGCACCGUCUGACGCGCAUCGCGGUGGCGGCGGCGGAGUACUCCUCCUCCAAAACCGACUUGGACUACGAGUUCGGGGACUACCGGGGCAAGUGGUGCAUCGACGACCACGGUUACGUUUAUGUAAUCGGAGAGGUUUAUUACCCGAGCCCCACUGCGUGUCCGUGCACGUGCACCGUGGACGGUCCCGUGUGCGUCCGACCCAGGUGUCCCCGCAUCCACCCCCGGUGCACGCGGAUCAGGUAUAAGGCGUGCUGUCCGGUGUGCGAGGCUAUGGCCAGGGUCUGUGUCUACGGGGGCAAAACGUACCGGCUCCUAGAGGAGUUCAGGUUAUCAAGGUGUGAGCGAUGUCGAUGCGAAGCCAACCGAGAGGUGUACUGCAGCAUUUCGGACUGUCCUGCGCCUCACUGCGUCAACCCUACCUAUGAACCCAAUCACUGCUGCCCCAUUUGUAAGACUGGUCCCAACUGCUUUGCUGGGUACCGUGUGAUUCCAGCAGGGGAGCGUGUGAACAUUGACGAGCAGACCGUAUGCUACUGCACCUACCGAGACGGGACAUGGCACACCCAUCCCCAGGCCACCUGUGAGCAGCGCCCACCGCCCAGCACAACACCCAGCAAGCCUACCAAUCCCCCUCGGGACGAAUCCAGGGGGAGAGGGGGGAGGCCGUAUGUUCCCAGACUGGAUGUGAUACCGUGAACUGGAGUGUUUAAUAAACGUCUCAUCGGGACAAAGGCCAGGGAUUACAGCAAGAAAGAUCUGUGAGCCUGAAAAGCUGUCCAGGAGAAAAUGUGUACAAUGUAUUGAAUUAUUAGACGUUCCUGUCCUUAUCUUGGUGGCGGAGACAUGUCCUGUGCAUUGUUGAUUUAAGACAGCCAGCCAGCUUCAAUCAGCACUUUAUAGGUCAGGAUUCGAGCCAUUCUGUCGAAUCGCAACUUUUCCGUCCCCAGGACGUUACAUGCAUAAAUAUCCAUGCAAGUAUCUGUACAAUACAUAUCGGUAUUGUACAAUACCGAGUAUCGGUAGUCCUCCACUUGAUCCUGAUUGUAUAUUGAAGGUUUAUUGUGUAUGUAUGUAAAGUAUACCCUGAAUAAAAAAAACUAUAAAAAAAAAAAGCACAACACUUUACCAUGAAAUUUCAUCCAUUUAUUAUCCUUAACUGCUCAACCAAACUCAGGUCAUGGGGGGCUGGAGUCAAUCCCAGCUGACACUGGGUGAGAUGUGGGGUGCACCCUGGACAGGUCUUUACCAUGAAAUGUAAUGACUGAAAUCCAUUUUUGGGGUUAUUGUGUGAUUCUCUAUCCAAGUUGCACAUAAAACGUGUUUUUUUUCAUUGGAAAUUCAUGUUCUCUUACCCUGACACAUUCCCACUCUGAAGACUUGGGCCAUAAUAGAGGUCACAUGAUUAACAGAAAUUAGGAUGAACUGAAUCUCCAGUUUGCUCCCUCUAUUUACUGUAAGUUUAAUCAUAAUGUAUGACUGACAAUGCCAGUCUCAAUAUUUUAUAGAUGCAGGAACCAUCAAAUGAAUACCAACACUUUAAGGAUUUUCCAUGCCAUUACAAUUUGUCAUGUGGCUACAGUUUAUGUAUUGAAUGCUGUGCCAAAAACUCUAAAAAAAAUAAAUAAAAAAAAGGCCACUAUCACAUAUUUGAAAGAGCACAAAAUAUGUGUAUGUUUAUAUGUAAGUGUUUUUGAAAAGAUACAUGCAAAUAGGAACUAGUUUGUAGAAAGGCCUGUUUAUUGGUACUGAGGUGUUUAAGCCUUUCCCCAGUGGUUUGUCAUACUGUAACAAUCCAACACGCACGCACACACACACACACACACACACACACACGUUGCCCCUAAGGCCAGCUUCUUAAAGGGCAAGACUUUUUUCACAACCACAGUAAAGUAUUGAUUUUGCUGUCGAUUUCCAUGACAAUCAUGAAACAGAAGUAAGUCUUAUGUGAUGCAUAGUCACUGUGUUGUCACUGCCAGCCAUAGAUAAAUUACCAAGGAUGCUAAUUAUAACAAUUUAGCUGAAAAACAUCAAGUCUGAACUAAAUUUCCACAAAUCUAGAGACAACAAAGAGAAAAGUUUCAGAAAGAGUCAUCACUUUAAAGUGUUGUGUGGUAGCUUUGAAAUGUGUGUUAUUGCAUGGGGUUAUAAAGUGAAAGCAGUUCCAACUGGUUCUUUGAGGAGAUGAUAAGCACACUUUCCCUUCAUCUGUGUAAGAAAGAUGACGCUGAUCCUGAGGACAGUGAGCUUGAUGUGGAUAUUCUGUUCCUAUGUCAGUGCUUGUAUGAGUCCCAGUGUCCUGAAGCAUGCCUCGACCUUCUGCACAAACUGGACUACUAUCUGGAUCUCAGUGGAGAGAGUCUCGACCCUUACCCUUGCUGUGCUGUGGCUUAUGUGGUCACUCAGUUAAAGGAGAGGAAAAUACAUCUGAACCUUGAGGACGUAAUGGUAUCAGAACAAGGAAUGAGACGACUAUUUGGAUGCCUUAAAAAUGCCCAAUGGAGUGGCCCUCUGCCACGGCAGCUGUGGGAGAUCUUCCUUCUCAAUGAAGGCCAAAUGGACUACCUCAGCUUACCUGGCCUUGAUGAAAAUGAGUUGCACCUUCCAGUUGAGGGUAAAAGACAUCUGUUUGAAAGAGCAGCAACAUUCAUGCAGAAGAGAACGACAAAGGUUAAUGUCUGCCUCCACUGGGAAAGGAAAACUCCAGUCUGCCAGAGUCUGUGCUGGUUCUUCUUUGAGGCUUUGCCACACAUCCGCUCACUCAGGUAUGUAGCUGUUGCUUUUCUGUGAUGCUGACUCCACAUACUUUCAGUUUUAUCCUUUUAUAAAACCGUUGUUGAAAUUACAGACAGAGACAGAAAGGAACUUUUUUUUUAAAUACUUUAUUGCAAGGCUUCUUACUUUCACAAACAUAA